AUAUUAGAUGAAAUACCAAGACCCCGUUUUCACGUAGUCUUCAAAGUUGAUAUAAAAAAUUCUUCUGCCACACUUUUAUCGCGAGAUGCAUAGCGGUCCAAUAGCAACAAUAUCAGCGGUUAAGAUGUCCGUUCUUUCAAACAAAAUUAACCCGGUUACCGUUACGGCCGAACCAGCUUCUUACGGUACCAAUUCCCUCGCCAAACCGAAACUUAUCUCCCGUAGUCAAACCAGUUGAUAGUCGAUAUCAGCGGCGGCCAGUGUUGUUUUUUCAAGAUGAUGAAUCGCCUUGUGCUUUUACUGUCCCUGCUCGCGCUGCACGCCCACGCAGUACCGGUACCCUCGUCCAGAACCAACGGCGGACAGAAGAUACUGUACGACGAACGACAGGAAGGCGACUCCAACAUACGCGCCGACCUCAAGAACAUCAUUAUUUUCGUCCAAUCAAAUCCUUCAUCAUUAUCAUCGUCCACCUCGUCACCCGGCAUGAGCUUGCUGAAUAUGUUGAUGUCCAAAGCCAACCCAAAAUUUAAAAACGUCCGUUCGAAAUCGCCAUUUCUCAAAACCGGUCCCGAAACCAAACAUUUUAUCGAGUCCAAAACUGCACCUUAUCACGUCGACAUCGGCAAGAGCGACAGUCAUUUGUUGAACGACGAGAUCCUGGCUACUCAAUCACCUCCGGUUGCGCUGGGUGAUCGCAAAAACAAAAGCUCGACUUCCUUGCUUCGCCAACUGAGAUCGGUGAAAGCCUUUAUCCUGACUGUGCCCGAAGAUGAUGUGAUUUUGAAGAAAACGGUGGAGGACCCCAAGGUCGUGCGGAAGGAGGGGUUGAAGAAGAAGCAGAACAAGAGAAGGAAGGAGGAGAUGAUGCUGAUUGGAGCGCUGGAACAGUGCGGACCGGAAAUGUAUAGAGACGAUGAUGGUAUUUGUAGAAUGAAAAUUGGAGACCGGGACGAAUAGAAUAUGUCGAUUAGAUAAUAUAUUUUUAUUUUUAUAAUUAUUUAUUUAUUAUAUUUUGUAGCUAAUUAAGUA
Messenger RNA from Sitophilus oryzae (rice weevil), 1032 nucleotides. RefSeq lists its product as uncharacterized. Bases 277 to 960 code for a protein of 227 amino acids. The record is from RefSeq and is a predicted model, not a curated record. Lineage: Eukaryota; Metazoa; Arthropoda; Insecta; Coleoptera; Curculionidae. The transcript has a single exon.